Messenger RNA from Cryptococcus wingfieldii CBS 7118, 2169 nucleotides. RefSeq lists its product as hypothetical. Bases 1 to 2169 code for a protein of 722 amino acids. Gene Ontology annotation, biological process: magnesium ion transport. Lineage: Eukaryota; Fungi; Basidiomycota; Tremellomycetes; Tremellales; Cryptococcaceae. Gene Ontology annotation, molecular function: magnesium ion transmembrane transporter activity. Gene Ontology annotation, cellular component: membrane. The record is from RefSeq and is a predicted model, not a curated record. The transcript is spliced from 6 exons.
AUGCCAACCUCCCUUGCCUUCUCCAGCGUCACCACCAGCUCUCUCAUCGGCGUCGCUAUAGCCUGUGGAGGCAAUGUCCUCAUUUCUCUGGCCUUGACGAUCCAAAAGCUCGCUCAUCGUCGCAAUGAAGAAGCUCUUCAUGCGUCCGAGUAUGAUUCCAGCGAUGAGGAUGAAGGUGAAGAGGAGGAUGAAAACGGUGUGCAACGAACGAGUCCUUCGAGAGGACCAUCACCUAUACCUGAAGAAGACGAACCGCCCCCCACUCCUCGGCCUGACGGCGAUGUCUCCUUCACUCCACCUUCGGCAGGGACCUUCGGGGCUCAAGACCUAGUUAUGGAGCAAGGCACGAUGGAAACAGAAGGCUUCGGAGGACAGGCGUUAGCGGAAGAUCUCAGAGACGAUGGGCUGGUGAGAAUGCCCAUCAUGAUAGUGCCCGAGCGGUCGCUAUCGGAUAGUGUGGCUUUACAGGUCCCCGGGAAUGGGCAAGGGGACGAGAGUGCUCUCAAAAGCCAGUCCACCUCUGGCUCUUCUUCACGAGUCACGUCGCCUACACACAAACCGAUACUGACGCAAAACCAUUCCAACUCACACGUGAAACUUGAGUCUCCGCCUCAACAUCUCCGGUCCAAAAGAAUGGCUUCAGAGCGACAUGUUACUGACCAGGAGGUUGAUGAAGGACAAGAUGGCCACGAAGCGACAUCGACGCAGACGAGUGGGCAGAGGGUGGGGGAGGUGCAGGAAGGGCAGUACCUGAAGAGCAGGUUGUGGUGGGCUGGAAUGGUGUUGAUAGCUGUUGGUGAAGGAGGCAACUUUCUGAGCUAUGGCUUUGCACCUGCCAGUGUAGUGGCGCCUCUCGGUACUGUCGCACUGAUAGCGAACUGUGUCUUUGCGCCGCUGAUACUGGGAGAGAGAUUCUACAAAAGAGAAAUAUUUGGAAUGGCCUUGGCUAUCAUUGGUGCUGUCACAGUACUCGACCCCGACCAGCUCCUCCACGCCCUCACCCGUACCCCCUUCCUCAUCUACACCUCUCUCAACCUGCUCCUACUCCUCCCUCUCCUCUGCCUCUCUCGCUUUCCCAUUGCGACCCGUAUCCUGCCCAUAGACGUCGCCAUCUGCGCCCUUUUUGGCGGCUACACUGUCCUAGCUACCAAAGCCCUCUCGUCCCUCUUAUCACAAGACUUUUUCGGCGCUUGGGAGAAUGGGAUUACAUGGGGAUGUGUGGCAGUCGUAGGAGGGACGAGUCUGGGGCAAGUCAGGUGGCUAAACAGGGCGUUGAUGAGGUUUCAGAGUAAAGAAGUUAUACCGACACAGUUUGUAUUCUUUACACUUGCUGCGAUCAUAGGAUCGGGAGUGUUGUAUCAAGAGUUUGAAGGGUUGACCUUUUCGAGCUUUGUCAAUUUCGCUUUUGGCAUCGCAACCACCUUUUUCGGCGUAUACCUCCUCACCACCACACCCUCCGAACCUGCUUUUGACCUGUCCGAAUCUGGCUCUGAAACCGAAGAACAAGUCGUUGACGGCGCGAUCCAACUAAACGACCCCGACGACCCAGAACUCGUCCGAGCCACAUCCUCCUCUUCCCUCGGCUUUCUCCUGCCCACAUCAUCCACAACCAACGAACAAGCUCCUCUCCUCGUCUCUUCCCCCUCCCUCUACACCAGCUCUACCACAGCUUCCCUAGCGCCGGGUAUACCCAGACGGCAUAGUGAUGCGCCCAUCCUCCACUCCCGCGGGCCCGGCGCCGACGGCCGAUCGCUCACUGCUAUCCCGGCUACACCGAGAAAAGCCCGGUUGACCAAAAGGACGUCCACGAGCGAGUUCAUAUCGGCUCCAAAGCUGGUGGGAUCGCAAGCUGGUGUCUUGCUCCUCGCUACCACCCCUCCGCCCAAUGGCCCGGCCUAUCUAGCGACUUCUGCGGGGUACGUGCCCAAUACCGGGAGUCUUCGAGGCCGGGGCUGGACCCUUGGUUUAGGAGGCGGCAGGCAGGGAGAUGAAGAGAGUGGGGUUGAAGGGAUGGGGUAUGGGAGUUUGAGUCGCGCGAGGGGAAGGAGUAGGAGUGGGAGUGUGAUGUUUGCAGAGCAGAGAGGGGAGAGCGGGUCGAGGCAGGGAUCGCAUUCGCGUUCGGGGUCGAAAGCUAGUGAGAGGGGAGAUGAUCAGAACCAAAGAGCAUAG